AUGACUAACUGCUCUCUGUCCCUAUCCUCCUCUCCAGUUUCCAGAAACCUCUGCUUUCUGGGUGCGGUAUUUUUUCUCGUCUGUGUUUUCUUUUAGGUAAGCGUCACUCACAAAUUAAUCGACACCAUUUCUUUAUUAAUUUGUUGCUGCUGCUUUCAUUUGUAUUCUCUCUUGGCUUGUCCUUCCUCUUUCUCUCCCGUGAGCUCAUCAUUGUGGAAUGUAGCUUUGCUCCCCACACACUGCCCACCAAAAAGAAAAAAAAUACACCUUCCUUUCUCUCUCACUCGACUCCCACCCUGCACCAAACAAAUCUCCGCUCAAUUUCCCCUUCUGGGUUUGCUUCCAAGUUCCGACCUUUCUCAGCAGCCGCUUUCAUUUCCCUUUCACGCUGCUGCCUCUUGGUUCGGAGGUAAACUGGAAACCCUCUUGGCCGCCAAAAAAGAAUCAGCUUUUCGUUGCUUUUGGUUCGUUUCUCAAGCUCUCUUCAGUUCUGCUGAUGUUUGUUUUUAUGGGAUUUGCCUUUGUGAGGCAGUUAUGGAGUCGGAGAAUGGUGAAGUCAAGUCGAAGAUGGAAGAUUAUGAGGUCAUUGAGCAGAUUGGAAGAGGAGCUUUUGGCUCCGCUUUCCUUGUUCUCCACAAAGCUGAGAAAAAGAAGUAUGUGCUGAAGAAGAUUCGGUUGGCUAAGCAAACCGAGAAGUUCAAACGCACAGCUCAUCAAGAGAUGAACCUAAUUGCCAAGCUAAAACAUCCAUACAUUGUGGAGUACAAGGAUUCUUGGGUGGACAAGGGGAAUUGUGUGUGCAUCAUGACCUCACACUGUGAGGGAGGAGACAUGGCUGUACUUAUAAAAAAAGCUAGAGGAGUUAUCUUCCCGGAGGAGAAAGUAUGUAAAUGGAUGACUCAAUUGUUGCUAGCUUUGGACUACUUGCACUCGAAUAGAGUCCUUCACAGGGAUCUGAAAUGUUCCAACAUAUUCCUCACCAAGGAGAAUGACAUCCGCCUUGGUGACUUUGGACUGGCAAAACUACUGAACACAGAAGAACUUGCCUCCUCGGUUGUUGGAACUCCCAAUUACAUGUGUCCUGAACUCCUGGCUGACAUACCUUACGGGUACAAAUCUGACAUCUGGUCACUUGGAUGUUGUAUGUUCGAAAUCGCAGCCCAUCAACCAGCCUUUAAGGCUCCUGAUAUGGCUGGACUUAUCAACAAAAUAAACCGAUCGCUGUUAUCUCCUCUUCCCAUUGUUCACUCUUCUUCAUUGAAACAAAUUAUCAAAAGCAUGCUCAGGAAGAAUCCAGAACACAGACCAACAGCUGCAGAACUUCUGAGGCACCCACAUCUGCAACCAUAUCUAUUCCGUUGCCGUAAUGCAUCAGCUGUUUUUCUUCCAAUAAUGUCUUUAAACAACUCUCCUGAGAAAUCAAGACGAAAAUCGUUGACUAGGCGGCUUAGUGGUGGAGGGCCCAGCAUUCCUGCGGUCAGCGGAGAGAUGGAUGAACAAAAUGAUCACAGCCCUCCCGAGAGAUCAAAUGGCAAUGCUACAUCAUCUGCUUCUAGUGCAGAUGACAGCCUCGACAUGAAGACAGCUGAUUCCAAAACAUCUGAUACAAUCACAGGUCCCAAAGAUUGUUCCACUGACUCCGAGAUCAGUGUCUGCAAUGGUGGAGGAGAGAAGCAAAGCGAUGAUUCGAGAGGUCAUCAAAAGGAUGUAAUUGAAACUGAAGUUGCCUCACCAAGUUCUCAGCAUGAACCACUAAAUGUGGAGAUCAAUGUUGUGACUGAAAGAGAAGAAGAUUUCAACCUACAGGCUUCUGAGAAGGAUCAAGUUGAAAUUCCAAAUGGCACAACAGAUGAAAAUUGCAGAGAAGAACCUGUUACCGAGGAGGCAUUGCUGUUGCCAGCUGCGAAUGAAGCUCCCUCCACGAAGUUGCAGCCAACACUGCUUGAAAACCAGCCAGAGUCGCCAAAACCAGUGCCCCCCAGAGUUCAUGCACUUGAAAAGGGUCUUUUAGAUCUGCAUCCAGCAGGUAAAGAUGAAAAUGGAUCGAAUCUGGAGAAGACUAGGAAUGAUGAUGAUCAUCACGGUGGAGAAGCAGCCAAUGAUGAGGCAGGGCCACUACCACCUACAGCAAACCACAUCUCGCUGCUACGAACGCUUGCAGCAAUAAACGAUCAGAAGGGGGAGUGGGGGACUCCAACCCAGCAAAGGGCCGAUGCGUUGGAGUCAUUGCUCGAGCUGUGUGCACGCUUGCUUAAACAGGACAAGGUCGACGAGCUUGCUGGCGUGCUGAGGCCAUUCGGAGAAGAAGCCGUGUCAUCGAGAGAAACCGCAAUUUGGCUCACGAAGAGCCUUCUUUCUCAGCACAAGUAUAAUGGAGAAGGCUCCUCAUGAAGAAACUGUGUCUAUACUUAUUUAUCUGUGUAUACAUGCAAAGCUGAUCACCUAUUCUUCACCAUCACCCAUUUAAUUUAUUCUGUGUGAGAGUGACAUAGAAGUGUUUGUGUUAGGUUUCUGGUAAUGUUUGAUGGUUUUGUCCUGAAUGGUUCUUCCACUUACCAGAGAGUGUUUGUAUUGUAUGACUUGUGAGCGUCGACGAAGAUUGAUUGAUUGAUUUCUUUCUGAUAAAUGUACUUGUCAUGUUGAGUUUAACGUAUAUUGAUUUUGAUGUUUAUAUUGAGUUUUCGAUAUGCUGGUAGUUUAAAAUGGCGUUUUAACCUGUAUUAUUAAUCAAGAACGAAACAAAUAAGAAAUGAGAGCAGUAUUUUCAGGAGAAUCAAACUAUAGGCAUUUA
This is a messenger RNA of Linum trigynum, 2791 nucleotides long. NCBI's taxonomy places the organism in Eukaryota, Viridiplantae, Streptophyta, Magnoliopsida, Malpighiales, Linaceae. The record is from the annotation of a GenBank genome assembly.